CACUUCCAAGAUGAAGACUCAGGUUCUGUACUUCCUUGUUGCCGUGGCUACUGUGGCUGCAGACAGGAGGCCUACCUACUCUAUGGGCCGCCGCAGGAGUCGUUCGAGUACUCGGAGGAGUCGUCGGAGGCCAAGUACGCCUUCGACUGGGCCGUCCGCCACGCCUACUCCGGCAACGACUUCGGCCACCAGGAGUCCCGCGACGGCGACCUCACUCAGGGAUCCUACUACGUGCAGCUCCCCGACGGACGCCUGCAGAAGGUCACCUACUACGUGGACGGCGACUCAGGCUUCAUCCCCGAGGUCGAGUACGAGGGCGAGGCUCGCUACGACUCGGCUGAGUCCCGGGAGUACGGGCGGCCCAGACCCGUGUACGCCGCCCCCGAGUCGGAGGAGUCCAGGGAGAGCCGCCCCGUGUAUGUACAGUCGCCCCGCAGGCCCGUGUACGCCGCCCCCGAGUCGGAGGAGUCCCUAGAAAUCCCUGUGUACAUCCAGCAGGAGCCCAUCUACAGGCCUGUGUACACCACUCCUCGCCCCGUGUACACGACGCGUGUACACGACUCCUAG
Penaeus vannamei (Pacific white shrimp) is the source of this 567-nucleotide messenger RNA. NCBI's taxonomy places the organism in Eukaryota, Metazoa, Arthropoda, Malacostraca, Decapoda, Penaeidae. The record is from RefSeq and is a predicted model, not a curated record.